Molecule: messenger RNA, 1734 nt
Organism: Argiope bruennichi
Lineage: Eukaryota; Metazoa; Arthropoda; Arachnida; Araneae; Araneidae
Product: CRISP/Allergen/PR-1-like
Exons: 9
Coding region: 274-1551 (425 amino acids)
Cellular component (GO): extracellular region
Source: RefSeq, a predicted model, not a curated record
AAAAUACGUCUCCGGCUUUUGUUUUCUACCGCAUUUUACACCCAGUGAACUUGUUCCUGCAUCACGUUAGAGAAAUAAACUGUUUUUGCCGGAUUUGAGAAUUGUUGUCGUGCGCCUGCGUCGGCUAAUUUUGUGGGUUUUUGAAAUUUUGAAAGUUCAGUGACGUGAGAGAGGGGUGAAAAUAAAACACCUGCUCUUCGAGCAUCAUUUCUCUUUCGAAACAAACACGGUCAAGGUGGUCCAUUUGCAUAUUCUCUCCUUGUGCAUACUAAAAUGCUGCCUAUCUUCUUCCUUGCUUCAUUCUUUCUUUUGGGAUGGGUGAACUCCCAGGACUGUCCUUACGAUAGGUUGAGUACGCAGCACACGUUCUGCCGGAAGCCCAACCCCUCCUGUGAUAUUCAUCAUUCUGGUGUUAGUAGAAAGCAUAUCGAGGAGAUUCUAAAGUUCCAUAACUUGUACAGAAGUGGAAUUGCACUGGGAAAAGAGACCAGGGCUAGAGGCGGAACGCUACCACAAGCUUCGGACAUGUUGCAAAUGGUCUGGGAUGAUGAGCUGGCAGCUAUUGCACAGAAAUGGGCGGAUAAUUGCGUUUACCAACAUGAUUGCAACGACUGCCGUGCAGUAGAGGAUUAUCCAGUGGGGCAGAACAUAGCCUAUCAAGACUGGUUGUGUUCGGACCAGCGAUGUUUGGACACCAUAACAGAAGAGGAUUUGGAACCGGAAUGGAAAAAGGUUCUGGAAGACUUUUAUAUGGAAGUGGAAGAUUUUGAUAAAAGGGUGGUGCAGAAGUUCCAACAGAAUCCAGGACAAGUCAUAGGUCAUUUCACACAAUUGAUAUGGUCGCAAUCUUGGCGAGUUGGAUGUGGUUUCACUGUUUUCAAAACCGGGCUAAAUUACAGAAGAUUCUACGUCUGUAAUUACGGACCCACAGGAAACAUUCGAGAUGCACCUGUGUAUAAAGAAGGAAACGCAUGUUCGGCUUGCCCAAUCAAUUCCUGUUGCGGCCAGUCAUGCAAAUCAGCCAUGGAAUAUCCAGGACUGUGCAAAAUGAAUGAUCCCAAUUCGGCUCCCGUUUAUGCCUUUAAUUCGACGGGAUUGAUGUUCAACUGCGAUGCUAAACGAAAUACUAGAGAUUGUGCCGCUAGAGUAUCAGGAGUUGACAAGUGGAAAUUCAAAAGCAACUUAAUUGGAAACUAUGUAUCCAUCGUGCUGGACGGGGGCGAAUCAAGCACCGUUAUUUUCAAGAACAAGAUUUCUCCCACCAAAAGCAACUUCUGCGUUAGGAUCGUCUUCCGGAAAGGCCCCCUCAAAGCUGGAGAGCCGGACCGAAGUCAUCUGAGUGCGGACUUCAACCCCACUGGCUACCUUCCAGUCCAUAUGGACCUCAGUUUGACCUCGCCUAUUUACGUGCCUUUCAGUCUGGAUCUGAGCUGGAAAGCAGACACCAAAUUUUCACUUACCUUCUCAGUCGAUAAGAACGCCAGUCCGCAGAUGUUGGAAAUCAGACAAAUCAUCGCUUAUGACGGCAAGUGCAAUUCAAGAACAUUUUGAAGAUUGUGAACUUACCAUAUCACCUCAGGGAACAUGAAGAUCUCAUUAAAAUUUGUUUUCGCUAUUUUUGGCGAUUUUGCUAUUAAGUUUGGCGAUAUUGUUUUGGCUGUUUUCUGUUUUGCUUCACUGUAUUAAUGCCCAUAUUGAAAACAAUUCAGAAAAUAAAUAUAUUUUGUCAAAUUA